Rhinolophus ferrumequinum (greater horseshoe bat) is the source of this 480-nucleotide messenger RNA. RefSeq names its product membrane spanning 4-domains A13 (gene MS4A13). Gene Ontology annotation, cellular component: plasma membrane. Bases 1 to 480 code for a protein of 159 amino acids. The transcript has 6 exons. Gene Ontology annotation, biological process: cell surface receptor signaling pathway. The record is from RefSeq and is a predicted model, not a curated record. Lineage: Eukaryota; Metazoa; Chordata; Mammalia; Chiroptera; Rhinolophidae.
AUGGCUCCAUGUGUGUGUUCAAAAAUCUCUACAGCAGAUGCACUUGUGUUAGGGGCUAUCCAGAUUUUGAUUGGCAUCUUUCAUGUUCUCAUGUGGUAUUUACUAUUGAUUUUGUACAUCGGACAGAUUAAAGGAAAAUUUGGGACAUAUGAACCCCUAACUUACAAAACAGGAUGUGUUUUAUGGGGAAUUGUUUUUGUCAUUUCAGGAGUCAUCUUAAUAAGAGUAACAAGGUUUCCAACUCAACGCCUGGUUAUAUGUUCUUUGGUCAUGAGCAUUAUCUGCAUAAUUACUACAAUUAUUGCAACAGUUUUCAUAGCAAUUGAGUUGUCUAGUUUUCAUCCUGUGUCAUAUAGGAAUUAUGGACAAGCGAAACUUGGGAGGGAGAUUUCACGUAUUUUACUCUUCUCUUACCCCUUGGAAUUAGGUAUUGCAUGUAUGUACUCCAUCUUCACCUUUAUUGACUUGUCUAUUUCAUGA